AGUGUUUCUUUGGACAAACAGACAGGGUAAUGUACAGAGUGCCAUGAAUGAAUGUGGGGCAGAAGAGAAGUCUGAGAUGAGAAGGAUUAGAGCAAAUUGUAAGGCUGGAAUUCCAAGACCUGAGCAGUAGGAGGGAGGAAAACUGAUGAUGUCAUAAACAGGAUCUUAGGAAUCCGGGAGACAGUAAAGAAAACGCAAACAUGAGGAGACACUGGUGUGUUUCUGGGCCAUUGCAUGGAAUUGCGUGACUGUGUCUUAGGGGUCUGGCAUUGACUGCAGGAUCACCAGAGACCAGGAUCACCACAAUAUCGGAUCAGUCGAUCAACGGUAUUCCAGCUCAAGAGGAUUACGCCAGUAACCAGUAUUGGACGGUUUCAUUACUAGAUCACCAAUGAACUGAGAAGAUUUGAUACCAAACCAUUGGCUAUUGUUCAUCAAACACAAUUAUAUAUGCCCAAGAGGAUAUUAUAUAUUUUUUACUGGACAAAAGUAUAAAGUACCAAAAUUGCAGACUUUGGGAUGUUCCUGAACGCCAUCUUAGUGGUGGUGACGGACCUUGCCGCCAAACUCCUCGGGAACGUUUCAUUCCGACGGCACUUCCACCUGGUUCUCUCAGGCCUGGUUCUGUUCGGCCCGGCCCUGAGUCUCUGGGUCUCGCAGUACAGCAUUUUCGCAAACAAGAGUCACUACCUGUACAGGAAGUUCCUGCGGUCGUGCUGGGGCUGGACCUGCCUCUCGGCGGGCUCCUUCGUCCUCCUCCUCUCCUUCUCCGUGCGGCGCUCCCUCGCCCUCUCUCUCAGGCACCUCUCGCGCCUCCUGGCGGCGACGCUCCUGCGGACGGGGCUCCGCCGGGCGCUGGGCCUCCUGGAGGAGGCCACGGGCAGCUGCCACGAGCCCCUGGGCGGGCGGCCGCCGCUGCUCCUGCUGCGGGAGGGCGAGACCAAGGCCGGCUGCCUGACGGCGGGCCUGCGGUGGCAGGGCUACGAGGUCUCCGAGGACGCCUUCCUGCUCUGCCUGGCCUGCCUGCUGCUGGCCGAGGAGACGGCCGUGUUCGGGCCCUACCUGGCCCUGGGCGGGGCCUGCGGGGCCCCGCUGCGGCUGCUCUUCCUCCUCUGCGCCCUCCUGCUCGGGCUCUGGCUCUUCCUGCUGCUCUGCCUGCUCGCCCACUUCCCGCAGUUCCCCACCCAGCUGCUGGGGGGCGCUCUGGGGUGCCUGGGCUGGAGGGGCCUGUACCACGGCUGGUACCGCCUGGGGCCCAGCUGGUACUGUCCCGGGAGGCCCGGGGCGGGGCUGCUGACCACGGCGGGGAAGAACCGGGACGGAGCACUUAAGCCCCGUCCGCACCCAGAACUGUAA
Molecule: messenger RNA, 1356 nt
Organism: Conger conger (European conger)
Lineage: Eukaryota; Metazoa; Chordata; Actinopteri; Anguilliformes; Congridae
Product: fat storage-inducing transmembrane protein 1-like
Exons: 2
Coding region: 520-1356 (278 amino acids)
Biological process (GO): lipid droplet organization; lipid storage; phospholipid biosynthetic process
Cellular component (GO): endoplasmic reticulum membrane
Source: RefSeq, a predicted model, not a curated record